Messenger RNA from Bufo gargarizans (Asiatic toad), 1182 nucleotides. Its product is annotated as zingipain-2-like. NCBI's taxonomy places the organism in Eukaryota, Metazoa, Chordata, Amphibia, Anura, Bufonidae. The record is from RefSeq and is a predicted model, not a curated record. Bases 1 to 999 code for a protein of 332 amino acids. Gene Ontology annotation, cellular component: lysosome. Gene Ontology annotation, biological process: immune response. The transcript is spliced from 7 exons. Gene Ontology annotation, molecular function: cysteine-type endopeptidase activity.
AUGCAUCUGGAGAAAUUUGUGCUGUUUUUGUCUACUUUCAUCGUAUGCACCCUUUCGUCACAGUUUCUUGACCAGGAAUGGAAAGCGUGGAAAUCUAAAUAUGAAAAGAAUUAUGGCAAUUUUCGCAAUGAGAUGUUCCGGAGGAAGGUUUGGGAAGAAACCUGGAAUAAAGUCCAAAAACACAAUGAGCUGGCUGACCAGGGUCUGUCCAGAUACAGAAUGGGCAUGAACAAGUUUGCGGAUAUGACACCAGAGGAACGUAGUUCCAGAAAAUGCUUUAUUGCAAAUACACAGUCAACACCCCAGAGCAAUGUACCUGUUCAGCCUUACUCCAAAAGUCAUGACAUACCAGAAUCGGUGGAUUGGAGGGAAUCAAAAUGUGUGGCCCCUGUCAAAAAUCAAGGGCUUUGUGGAUCCUGCUGGGCAUUUGCCGCCGUGGGUGUAUUUGAGACACAUCAUUGUCUGAAGACCAAAGAGUUGAUCGAAUUCAGUGAGCAGCAGCUUGUAGACUGUGAUGGCAGAAAUGACGGUUGUUGUGGAGGAUUUCCACAUGCAGCCAUGGCGUAUAUUUCACAUCACGGUAUGAUGAGUGCCAAAGAUUAUGAAUAUUCAGAGAAGAAAUCGAACUGUUUAUUCGUCCCUGACAAUGCAGUAUAUUUUAAUUUAACAAAAUAUUACACUCUGCCUGAGGAACACAAUAUGGCGAUAUCCGUGGCAACUAGUGGACCCAUAGCAGUUGGAAUUGAUGCAAGUGAGGACCUGAUGCAGUAUUGCGGUGGUAUCUUUGAAGGUGACUGUACUACAAGGCCAAACCACGCAGUCAUUAUUGUGGGGUAUGGUACAGAACAUGAUGCAAAGACUGAUGAAGAUAUAGAUUACUGGAUAGUAAGGAACAGCUGGGGCAAAGACUGGGGUGAAGAUGGUUAUGUGAAGAUGAGGCGUAAUGUGAACCUGUGUGGUAUAGAAACAGUUGCUUCCUCUGUGGACUUUGCACGCUAACUCCUCAGUGUCUGAAGAAUCAGCCUGAUCAGUUAGACAUGUCAUAAAGCAAAUCCUUAUACUCACAGCUACAGUACCUUCGACUGAAUCUCCUCUUGAGCUUAGCAAUAUAUAACUGCAUUGAUUGCGUUGUAAUUUGUAUAUGUGCUGGCUGUAAUGAAUAAAGAAAAGAUGCAUGAGAAA